AUGAUUGCAGUAGAGACGCAGAUAUCGAAUACAUCUCCAGACGCCGACCGGCGCCAAACGGGGAAGACGCCCUUGCAAUUGAUUUCCCAAGGUGCUUGUCUCCCUGGAAUUCCAAGCCAUCCAACGUUCACUGCUCAUAGAAAAUGGAUCUUGGAGCAAAUGGCACUUGCCUUCCGGGUUUUUGCACGAAAGGACUAUACUGAUGGGAUGGCCGGUCACAUUUCUGUACGCGAUCCGGAGAACCCUCACACAUUCUGGACGAACCCACUAGCUGUGCAUUUUGGAAUAUUGAAGGCGAGCGAUAUGAUCCUGGUCAACUACGAGGGUAUCCCAAUUGGCGGGAACAUGAGCCGCCCGGCCAAUGCCGCGGGCUUUUUAAUUCACAGUGCUGUACAUAAAGCUCGACCUGACGUUGAUGCUGCUUGUCAUACCCAUAGCCCCCAUGGGAUGGCAUGGAGUGCUUUCGGACGACCUUUGGAAAUGUUGACGCAGGAUGCCGCUUACCUCUACGGUGAUGCACAGGCGGUUUACAAGGACUUUGGAGGUGUUGUUCUUACGGAAGAAGAGGGCAAUAAAAUUGGAGAGGCUCUAGGGAACAAAGGCAAGGGCAUGAUUCUACAGAACCAUGGUCUGCUAACAGUAGGCUCCACUGUCUCCGAGGCAUGCUUCUUGAUGACCCUCAUGGAGCGUGCCUGCCAGUGCCAGCUACUUGCUGAGGCUGCCGAAGCAAAUGGCCUGAAAAAGGUGUAUAUUCCCGAAGAAAGCGCAAGAUACACGUUCGAAAAUUCCAGCGAUGCUGAGACACUGUACUGGGAGGGCCAGCCAGACCUUCAGUUUGAAGAAUAUAUGAGCAAAGGGGAGCAUAGAAACUGA
Molecule: messenger RNA, 873 nt
Organism: Aspergillus pseudotamarii
Lineage: Eukaryota; Fungi; Ascomycota; Eurotiomycetes; Eurotiales; Aspergillaceae
Product: class II aldolase/adducin N-terminal
Exons: 5
Coding region: 1-873 (290 amino acids)
Cellular component (GO): cytoskeleton
Molecular function (GO): actin filament binding
Source: RefSeq, a predicted model, not a curated record